Molecule: messenger RNA, 2999 nt
Organism: Arabidopsis thaliana (thale cress)
Lineage: Eukaryota; Viridiplantae; Streptophyta; Magnoliopsida; Brassicales; Brassicaceae
Gene: QUL2
Product: QUASIMODO2 LIKE 2
Exons: 8
Coding region: 512-1804 (430 amino acids)
Cellular component (GO): endoplasmic reticulum membrane
Molecular function (GO): methyltransferase activity
Source: RefSeq, marked reviewed
UUUGUUUUAAAAAGUUUACUUACACAUACUUUCUUAAUUAGAUCUAAGUUUAGGAUUAUAAUCUUCAUCAUCAUUAUUUGUUAUUAUUAAUCUCCAUAUUCAGAAAAUUCGAUUAAUAAAAAAAGAAGCUUACAAGAGAGUGCCCAUAUAAUUGGAAUAUCUCUCUCUCUAUCUUUCUUCUGAAUCUCUCAAAAAUUUCGCCAUUGUUGUUGCUCUGAAAUCUGUUAACUUUGGUGAUUUGAUUGCAUUUGCCUUUGAGAGUUUUAAUCUUCAAUUUUUGGCUACAUCGAGAUUUGGUUCUGAAUUUUGGCAUCUCUAUUAGUAGUGAGGCCAUUUCCUGAUUUGGAUCAUAAAGAGUGGAGAAAAAUCUUGCCUUUGUCUCCUUAGGAUUGUGGCUUGAUCAGGUAAUGAGACUAUGUGCUUCAAAAUUGAGACUUGUUUGGUGAAAGAAGCGGAUGAAAAAGUUUCUGUGUACAGCGAGAGGAAUUAGUGGUUUCUGCUUACGAAUGAUAUGAGAGGUUCUUGGUACAAGAGUGUUUCCUCUGUUUUUGGUCUCAGACCACGGAUCAGAGGGUUGUUAUUCUUCAUUGUUGGUGUUGUGGCUCUAGUUACUAUUUUAGCACCAUUGACAUCUAAUUCGUAUGAUUCUUCGUCAAGUUCGACACUUGUGCCGAACAUUUAUAGUAACUAUAGGAGGAUAAAGGAGCAAGCUGCUGUUGAUUAUCUUGAUCUGAGGUCUCUUUCUUUAGGGGCUAGUUUAAAAGAGUUUCCUUUUUGUGGUAAAGAAAGAGAAAGUUAUGUGCCUUGUUAUAACAUAACUGGGAAUUUGCUUGCUGGGCUUCAAGAGGGUGAGGAGUUAGAUCGACAUUGCGAGUUUGAAAGAGAGAAGGAAAGAUGUGUAGUUCGUCCUCCGAGAGAUUAUAAAAUACCACUUAGGUGGCCACUUGGUAGAGAUAUCAUAUGGAGUGGGAACGUGAAGAUUACCAAAGACCAGUUUCUUUCUUCAGGAACUGUGACAACGAGGUUAAUGUUGCUUGAAGAGAAUCAAAUAACCUUUCACUCGGAGGACGGCCUGGUCUUUGAUGGGGUCAAAGACUAUGCUCGUCAAAUUGCUGAGAUGAUAGGUUUAGGAAGUGAUACUGAAUUUGCUCAAGCGGGUGUACGGACUGUGUUAGACAUUGGUUGCGGAUUUGGUAGCUUUGGUGCUCAUUUAGUGUCUUUGAAGCUGAUGCCUAUAUGUAUUGCUGAGUAUGAGGCAACUGGGAGCCAAGUUCAGUUAGCUCUAGAGAGAGGCCUUCCUGCAAUGAUUGGCAAUUUCUUUUCAAAACAGCUUCCUUAUCCAGCACUGUCUUUUGAUAUGGUCCAUUGUGCUCAAUGUGGCACUACUUGGGAUAUCAAAGAUGCAAUGCUACUUUUGGAAGUGGAUCGUGUUCUGAAACCCGGGGGAUACUUUGUUUUAACUUCUCCCACAAACAAAGCACAGGGAAACUUACCAGAUACCAAGAAAACGAGCAUCUCAACACGGGUGAAUGAGUUAUCUAAGAAAAUCUGUUGGAGUCUAACAGCUCAGCAGGAUGAGACGUUUCUUUGGCAGAAAACUUCUGAUUCAAGUUGCUAUUCUUCUCGUUCGCAAGCUUCUAUACCUCUUUGCAAAGAUGGAGAUAGCGUUCCGUAUUACCACCCAUUGGUUCCAUGUAUAAGCGGAACCACGAGUAAACGCUGGAUUUCUAUACAGAACAGGUCUGCUGUUGCAGGAACAACCUCUGCCGGGCUUGAAAUUCAUGGAAAGUAUUUCUUUGGAUAACCACUUCGUUGUUUCUUUCUCAUUGUUUAAAUUUUACUUGAUACUUUCAGAAUUUAAUAUGUUGUUUUGGAUAUACUGAAUACAGGUUUAAAACCGGAAGAAUUCUUCGAGGAUACACAAAUAUGGAGAUCAGCUCUGAAAAACUAUUGGUCCUUGCUUACACCUCUAAUUUUCUCUGACCAUCCGAAGAGACCCGGUGAUGAGGAUCCUCUCCCGCCUUUCAACAUGAUACGCAAUGUGAUGGACAUGCAUGCUCGUUUUGGGAAUUUAAAUGCCGCUUUACUCGACGAAGGAAAAUCUGCUUGGGUAAUGAACGUCGUCCCAGUCAAUGCACGUAAUACUCUUCCUAUCAUACUUGAUCGUGGUUUCGCCGGUGUUCUACAUGACUGGUGUGAACCAUUCCCGACAUAUCCUCGAACAUAUGACAUGCUUCAUGCCAAUGAACUUCUCACACAUCUUAGCUCAGAACGAUGCAGCCUAAUGGACUUGUUCUUGGAGAUGGACCGGAUUCUUCGCCCUGAGGGAUGGGUUGUUCUAAGCGACAAAGUGGGAGUAAUCGAGAUGGCUCGAGCACUUGCAGCUCGAGUGCGUUGGGAAGCAAGAGUCAUUGAUCUUCAAGAUGGUAGUGACCAAAGACUUCUCGUCUGUCAAAAACCAUUCAUCAAAAAAUAACUCAAAAGCAACAUCAAAAUAUUAUAUGCUUCUUUCACCAUAAACAACACUCACUACACACAGUCUUUUCACUGGUAAGUUCUCUCUUACUCUCACAGUCAAAAUGUCAAAUCCUGAGCUUGUAAGUAAUCAAAAUCUUAUUUGUUUUUAUUAAAACAGAUCCAAAUUAUGUCUCCUGCAAAUUCUGGAGAUAAAAUCAAUAUUUUUGUUGUUGCUCGGAUGGCUUUUUAAAACUUGUGAAGGGGCUAUGUAGUAAGUGGAAGCUGUAGAGCUAUGAGUAGAAGAAAGAGUUUAGAUUCAAUAUUCUUUCAUUUUUCUUUUUGUCUAUCUUUCUUUAAUUUUUGAUAUUGAACAAAAUUGUAGCUAUAUAUAUAUUUUUCAUUCAUCCAAUUUUUGUUUGCUCUUUAAUUUUGUAAACGAGAUUGUUUCUUUUUAUUUUAUUUUCCACUAUGCAUUUUUUUGAAGUUUUGAGAUGUUUAGUACAAUUGAGUUAUAUACAUGAAAUAUCAUGAUGUUUGUCUUG